Molecule: messenger RNA, 1085 nt
Organism: Branchiostoma floridae (Florida lancelet)
Lineage: Eukaryota; Metazoa; Chordata; Leptocardii; Amphioxiformes; Branchiostomatidae
Product: kelch repeat and BTB domain-containing protein 8-like
Exons: 5
Coding region: 96-1085 (329 amino acids)
Source: RefSeq, a predicted model, not a curated record
GAACCCUCCAUGUGUCCCUGGACAAAGUGCAGCCCCUGUACCAGGCAGCCGACCUCCUCCAACUGGACUAUGUGAGAGACACCUGCAGCAGCUACAUGGCCAUGAACGUGGAGCGCUCCACCUGUGUGGUCCUGUACAAAUUUGCUGAUGUCUUCUCUCUGGACAUUGUCCGGAAACGUUGCAUGCGGUCUAUCCAACGUCAUUUUGCCAAGGUUGCCUCCAGUGAGGAGUUCUGCAGCGUGAGUGUAAAUCAGCUGACUGAGAUCAUCAGCCAUGAUGAGCUGGAUGUUAAAGAGGAGACAACAGUGUGGGAGGCUGUGGUGAGAUGGGUGCAGCACAGCAGGGAGGACAGACUGCACCACCUACCCAGCAUCCUCCCUCACAUCCGCUUCAACCUGCUGACCUCAGACGACACGGCAGCCAUCUUGAAACACCCCCUGGUCAGGGAGAAUCCUGGGAGUAGUUCUGGAGUUGUUAGGAAUGUGGCACAGAAAGGAAACUCCAGCGUGAACCUCCGGCAGGGAAUGGAGACCAUGGAAAUGGUUCUGCUGUCCACUGAAGAGAGAGACGAGCUUGUCUUCAUGAACCCACGGGAAGGGAAGUACAUCAGCUGCAACUACGUUCCCGGAGACCUUCACUAUGGCAGGGUCAUGACAGUCACCAGUGAUAAUGACAUUUACCUACUGAGUAGAGAGGGAGACGUGGGCAUUGAUCGGUCUCAUGUUCAAGUAAACCAUGCAGAAAAUGGGAUGGAGCGUAGCGCCUCGGCACACAGAUCUCCAGGUGGUUCUGUCGCUGGUGGCCUUCCAGGCUGCGGCGAUGGUGAGGCCGGCAGACUGCUGCAGGUCGUUGGCCAGUUGAUCGAGCCAAGUACGCCUGGGUCGUCCUCUGGGGCGGGACCAGGUACUGGGGUUUGGUUCUCUCAGCAGGACGACAGGUUCGGGAGCAGGUUCUGCCCGAGCAAGGUGGCCAAAGAGGCGAAGACGGGCAGAGCGGAUCUUUUGGGAAAGUGGUGGCUGGUUGGUGAUGCUACGCAGGGUGGCAUUGGAGACUCAAACUGGUGUUUUAAAAUUCAACAACGCUAA